UGCACUUGCCAACAUGGCUGACUGGGAAGAAGUGAAACGUCUGGCAGCUGAUUUUCAGCGUGUCCAGCUUAGUACGACAAAACAAAAAUUGUCUGAGAGGAACAUUGUAGAGCUGGUGACAAAGCUGAUUGAGCUGAAACUGAUCGACGUGAUCUACACAACAGAUGGCAAGGAGUAUCUCACCCACCAGGAGCUGGCGAAGGAGAUCCGAGACGAACUCUAUGUUCAUGGAGGUCGUAUCAACUUGGUUGAACUGCAGCAGAUUCUCAAUGUUGAUCUCAACCACAUCCAGGCCAAGGUGAACACCAUCGUCGGCCAUGACAGGAAGAUCAGCCUUGUGCUGGGACAGCUUAUUGAUGUCACCUACAAAGACCGCCUGGCUGAGGAGGUGAACGACAAACUUACCGAACAAGGUCAAGUGACCAUCGCAGAACUGACCAAGACAUACGACCUGCCAGCGGACUUUCUCACUGAGGUAAUUCGUGAAAGACUUGGGUCUAUCAUCAAAGGUCAACUCGACAGCUACGACCGUGACGUCAUCUUCACCCAUGCAUUUGUGACGAGGAUGAAGGCGAGAAUCCGAGGCUCACUCAGUGCCGUCACAAAGCCGACGCCCGUGCUGUCCGUCAUGACUCAGCAUGCCUGCAAGGAGAGACUCUUCCACACCAUUUUAGAAAAACUGAUCAAGAUGGGACGUCUAGCGGGUUCCGUAUCGGGAGGAAGGAACGAGAAGGCAACGUACAUUCCAGAUAUCUAUACACAGUCUCAAAACGAGUGGGUUGAUGCGUUCUACAAGCAGAAUGGAUAUCUAGAGUAUGACUCGCUGUCAAGACUGGGGAUAUCGGACGUGAAGAGCUUUAUCAAGAAGCGUUUCAAGGAUGAGCCAAUCACUUACUUGAAGACCUGUUGCGCUGGGAAAGGAAUUCAGGACCAGAUUGAGGCUACAGCCGAAGAAGCCCUCUCUACAGGAGGAUGGGUGGACAUUAUGACUGUGAUGCCGUCCAUAUUCAGCGUCAAGGAUGCAGGACAACUGCUGGCCAAUUAUCUCCGAGGCCGUCAGGGCGUGAUCGUGUGCUGUGACAGCAUUGUGGCAAGCGAGUCUCUCAUAUCUGAAUGUAGCAAGCCAUUUUCAGCACUCAUGACAUCAAAAGCGAGAAAGGAGGCCAAGUCCAACCCAGUGUUCCUGAAUCCCGAGGGAGACAAGAAGGGGAGUAAGAUUGCGGGUCUGGACGAUGGCAGCUCGGCUCGUGAAGACAAACGUGACCAAAGAAGAAAAAAGGCAGCCUCCAGCACAAAGACUGGAGGGGGAACUCAGGGUCGGGAGGCAAAGAUGAAAGCAACAAAGAAAAAGUAUCGAACAGGUCGUGGCGAUCAGGACGACGAUUCCGAUGAUGACACCGCUCAGUCCAAUACACGCACAAAACCUGGGGAGGUGACAUUUAUGGCCAUCGAUCAAAUAUCAGAUGUCAUACGUAAACAGGAAAAGCUCCAGGACUGUCCAGAAGACCUGAUCAGUGAAAUAGCCGGCAAGCUGUACAGACCCCUGACUCGACAGUUCCAGGAAGUGGCGAAGUCUAUAUUCCUGGAAACGUCUGGCACUGCGACAGGCUCGGACAGAAAGAAGACCCAUGGAGAAUUGCAAGAGAAAGUAUCAGGGCUGUGGACCAACGCUAAGCUGUUUGAGAAGGGGCUAAAACAUUUUCAUGGCGAUGCCAACACACAGCUUGUCAAGUAUCUGCUGAACACCGUGUGUACCGACAUCACCAAUACCGUGUUGAAUGCAGUCGCUACCGACAGCCUCAUGUCAGUCCUGGACGAUGAGGGCCUAACAGCAGAGGCCAGGCUGAAGAUAAUCAGCAGUCUCCCUGCAGCGGAACAGACGAUGAUGACCAAGUUGCAUAUGUCCGUCACAGGAAAGAACUUGGAUGACUUCUUCAACUACCUGGAUGUUGUGUGUGGAUCAGCACACCUGGGAUUGCUGCUGAAGAAACCAGACAAGAGGAAGGAGAGACAAAUUGUGUUCAAUCAUCGUCAGUCUCUGGUGGAGAGCGUGAAGGACGAGAGCGACCCAGCCAUGUCGCUCCACCUCGCCGCAGUCAUACUUUUCCAGACAUACACCCAGAUGAUGGUCCAUGCACCGGGACGUGUUGUGCCGCAGAUCAUCGAGUACCUCGAAGUCUACAUGGACAAGGAGCAACACAAGACACUAGUCACUCUUCAAGAACUUGUGGUGAGACAGGCCAAACUCCAGGCCGAUGCUGCUGCUGCAGACGCUGAUGCUGUUGCUGCUGUCAUGGAGGAGAUCAAGCCACUCUUGCCCCAGGUGAAGGAAAUAGCCCUCACAGCCAAAAGAAAUUCACCCAAAGAAGAGGAAGACAAAUAAUUCCGGUGAUGUGUGACUCUGGAGCACCUACAGCUAUGAGUGGUUGUACAGACAUGUCUCAAUGAAGUUGCAUCACCACGAAGGGAAUUCAUUCGUCGAGUCUGUGGACAGUUUAUGUUUCAGAAAUGAAGGUUGAUGUACCGUCAUUUUCAGUGAGACCCUGUUAUCCAGUUACCAUGGUAACAAGGCAUAUUAGUUGGAAAACAUUUUCUGUUCAUUCAGUGACAAUAAAUUGAUCUAUAAAUACAUCCUGCACAAACACCAUUAAAAUCAAUAAUAAGGUGUGUAUGCCUGGUGAUUGUCAAGAAAAUUACUCUCAUCUAAUUUGUGUCUCGAUUUGAUUGUUCAGCUAUCCAUGGUAUACAAUAGUCUGAGAUUGUCAGGAACCAGAUUUCAGGUAUCCUGAUCAGUGAGGACCAUGAAGGAUCCAGAAUAAGGGAGCAGUUCAACUGGUGGCAGAUAAAAUCUCAAUUCCUGAAGUUUAGGGAUUGGGUUAACAGUUUUUCCAUCUAUCAAAGUAAACAUCUCAGUGCUUCUGACCAAUCUCAUUAAAAUCAGACCUCAGUUCGCGCUACCGCUAAACAAAGAUCUGAGGACAUCCCAUCAGGGGGCACAUCAGAACGACCUUUCAUCCAACCAAUCAGAGCGUUGCUUACCAGAUCAUGAAAGUGACAGUGGGAAUGUGAUUUCUAAUCAUGCAAACUCGAAAUUUAACACUGGGUAUUCCGAACGAUAGUUACGGGUUUAACGACUGAAUCCAUACAAUCUGGACUAUCUAUUAACCAUUCACAAUGUUCUUUUGUUCAGGUUUAAAAUUUUAAAUCGAGAAUUUGUCAAAAUAUGUUUCAAAGCGUAGUCGCCAAUUUGAAAUUAGUGCCGUAAAGCACGAGAAAGCUGUCUUCUGAUUGGUCAUUCCAUUGGUUGGUCAAAGUUCGCUCAAGGUCGGUCUGACAUGACCCGUAAUGGGAUGUUCUCAGAUCUUUGUUUAGCGGUAGAGAGAACUAAGAUCUGGUUUUAAUGAGAUUGUGCUUCUGUCAUAUUUAACAAUUUAAUGGCGAUACUGUCGUAGUUAAACAAUGUUAAGGCAUCGGAGUUACGAUCACCUUAGCACUAAGAUCGCUUCGUACAACAGCACCCAGGGCUUUUUUCUCUUUCAGCGUGUCAACAUUUGUGUGUGCAUGCAUGUGCAUGCAUGUGCGUGAGUCAGUGAGUGAGAGUGAUGCUGUGUCUCAAAAGUUCAGGAAUUAAGUGUUUCAUCUGACAUCACACUUUUCAACUGCUUCCUUAGAAUAUUAUAUCUUGAACUUGAGGGCUGCGUGUCUCUCAGUAUUCUGUAACCACGGUAAAAAUGGCCGCCUUAAUGGGCCCUGUGUUGUGGGAGGUCCAGUCAAGAUUAUUCCUGUGUUAUGUUUAAGAUUUGGUGGUUGGUUAAGUAUCUGCCAAGUGGCAUUAUUUUAUUUUUUGUACAGACGAUCCUGCUUAUCAAGUACAUGAAAUGUAUGUAAUAAAUAUUGUCAAAUAAUAAAACUUAAACAAUU
Messenger RNA from Haliotis rufescens (red abalone), 3921 nucleotides. RefSeq names its product E3 UFM1-protein ligase 1-like. Gene Ontology annotation, biological process: regulation of proteasomal ubiquitin-dependent protein catabolic process; protein K69-linked ufmylation; response to endoplasmic reticulum stress. The coding region runs from base 14 to 2383 and encodes 789 amino acids. Lineage: Eukaryota; Metazoa; Mollusca; Gastropoda; Lepetellida; Haliotidae. The record is from RefSeq and is a predicted model, not a curated record. Gene Ontology annotation, cellular component: endoplasmic reticulum membrane. The transcript is spliced from 17 exons. Gene Ontology annotation, molecular function: UFM1 ligase activity.